AUGAUUAGCAAGCAUUUCUUUGAAGUUUUGCUGGUGCUACUGACCUCUUCUACUGUCUUCUCCCUAGAACUGAAAAUGGUUCUCUUCCAACAACGGAGAAUAAACAGAGAGAGUUUAAAACUCCUGAGUAGAUUUCAAAGUUCGUCAAUUCAGCAGUGUCUACAACACAGGAAAAACUUCCUGCUUCCCCUGAGGUCUAUGAAUCCUGACCACAACCAGACGGGACAUGCAAUCGCCAUUCUUCAGGAAAUGCUUCAACAGAUCUUCCAUCUUUUCAGGGCAAGAACUUCUCUGGAUGAUUGGGAGCAAAGACACAAGGAGCAGUUCCUCCUUGAAAUUCACCAACAACUGGAAUAUCUAGAAAUGCUUCUGAAAUCGGAAGCAGAACAGAAAAAAAGCACCUUGAGUCAUGAGAACCUGAGGUUACAGGUUAAAAUAUACUUUCAAAGGAUCCGUGAUUACCUAGAAAACCAAGAAUACUGCAGCUGUGCGUGGGCCAUUGUUCAUGCGGAAAUUCACCGAUGUCUCUUCUUUGUGUUCAGACUCACAGGAAUGCUGAGCAAACAAGAAAUGUACCCUUGA
Messenger RNA from Sorex araneus (European shrew), 582 nucleotides. It is a transcript of the gene IFNE, whose product is annotated as interferon epsilon. The record is from RefSeq and is a predicted model, not a curated record. The transcript has a single exon. Lineage: Eukaryota; Metazoa; Chordata; Mammalia; Eulipotyphla; Soricidae. Gene Ontology annotation, biological process: defense response; natural killer cell activation involved in immune response; humoral immune response. Bases 1 to 582 code for a protein of 193 amino acids. Gene Ontology annotation, molecular function: type I interferon receptor binding; cytokine activity. Gene Ontology annotation, cellular component: extracellular region.